Microsporum canis CBS 113480 is the source of this 4011-nucleotide messenger RNA. Its product is annotated as ATP-dependent ABC transporter. Lineage: Eukaryota; Fungi; Ascomycota; Eurotiomycetes; Onygenales; Arthrodermataceae. Gene Ontology annotation, molecular function: ABC-type transporter activity; ATP binding; ATP hydrolysis activity. Gene Ontology annotation, cellular component: membrane. Bases 1 to 4011 code for a protein of 1336 amino acids. The transcript has a single exon. The record is from RefSeq and is a predicted model, not a curated record.
AUGAGUCCUUUGGAAAAGGAACCCUCCGAUCCGUCACUCAAUACCAGUGAAACUAAGCCUGCAGCCGGAGAAGGAGAGACAGAAGUCUUCACCAAAUUGCCGAGUAGAUCCCAUCUGUCCCUUCGUGCUGUCCAACCUGUUGACGUUGAAGUAAACGAUCUCGGCCUCCAUGUUGAUACCACUCCCUCAAUAUUCCAGAACCCUGCGGCUGCAAUAUGGACCCGCCUUUCUUCGCGGCACCGGGCCACAUUUAAAACAGUCCUUGAUGGUGUGACUGCUAGCAUGCCCCAUGGUACCCUCACGGCGAUUAUAGGGGGCAGCGGGUCGGGGAAGACAAGCUUAUUAAAUGUUAUCGCUGGUCGUAUGGGGACUAGCCGUAUGAAAGUGACAGGAGCUGUCAAAUUUAACUCAACCGGGAAUAUAAUCGGCAAUCUAAGUGCAUAUUUGAUGCAGCAGGAUGUUUUAAUACCCACCCUGACCGUACGAGAAACACUCCAAUACUCAGCAGACCUGAGAUUACCUCCCCCUACGACUGCGGAAGAACGGUGUGCUAUCGUCGAGAGGGUAAUACUUGAGCUAGGAUUGAAAGAAUGCGCCGAUACCAGGAUAGGGAAUACCUCGCAUAAAGGCUGCAGUGGUGGCGAAAGGAGACGUACAAGCAUUGGUGUUCAAAUGUUAGGGAACCCUUCGAUACUCUUCUGCGAUGAGCCAACGACAGGGCUUGAUGCAACAAGUGCAUACCAAGUCGUCAGAAGCCUGAAGAAACUAGCCUUAGAUGGACGGACAAUCGUCAUCUCUAUUCAUUCUCCUCGGUCAGAGAUCUGGGGCUUGUUCGAUAAAGUUGUGCUACUCUCUCGUGGGUCUGUACUUUACAGCGGAAAAGCGGACGAAUCUCUUUCACACUUCGAGAAGCAAGGCCAUUCUAUACCUCCCUUUGUUAAUCCUGCUGAGUUCUUGAUAGACCUAGCGGCGUACGAUAACAGAACCAUUGAAGCCGAAUUAGCCUCGCGGAACCGUGUGGAAAGCCUCAGGGUGGCCUGGAAGGAAUCUUCAAGAGCCAGCUCCAAGAAAGAUGAAACGGCCCCGACAGAUGGGCAACCUGUUUCUCACACUGGUAAGCAAGAAAGCGUCGGCUUUACGAGGCAAUUUCAAGUUCUGACAGCCCGAACCAUUAAAAUGACUAUCCGAGAUCCCAUGGGGAUGACAAGUUGCCUAUUUGAGGCAAUUGGUAUGGCUGUUCUUAAUGGUUGGGUGUACCUUCGGCUUGAUGGUUCUCUGACUGGUAUUCGAUCACGGCAGGGGAGUUUAUAUACUGCAAGCAGCCUCAACGGGUAUAUCAUUCUACUCUACGAAAUAUUUCGACUAACAACUGAUAUACAACUCUUUGAUCGUGAAAGGAAUGAAGGUGUUGUUAGCGUCUCUGCCUUCCUACUAAGUCGACGGGCCGCUAGGUUGUUCCUAGAAGAUCUGCCAGUCCCUAUACUCUUUUCAACUAUUUUCUACUUCAUGGUUGGAUACCGACUGGCUGCUGCCGAGUUCUUCAUUUUCCUGGUGCUAAAUAUACUCACACAGUACACAGCUAUUACCUUCGCGGCUGUUUGUAUUAGUAUUUGCAGGCACUUUCCCGGUGCGAGCUUGGCUGGAAACCUCUCUUAUACCCUACAAACAGUAGCGUGUGGAUAUUUUGUCCAGGUCAACCAGAUUCCAAUUUAUGUGCGAUGGGUUAAAUGGGCUGCCUAUACCUUUUAUGCCUUCAGUGCAUUAUGUGCCAACGAGUUUAUUGGGCCUAAAGGCUCUGAAUACGGACAGUUCUAUGAUUGUCCGUAUUCAAAAGAUCCUGCAAAUCCUCUAUGCAAGGAAUACACGGGUCGGUUCAUUAUUGACAGCCUUGGAAUACCUCACGACUGGAUAUGGCGCCCAAUCGUGGCGCUUGCCUCUUUCGCUGUUUUUUUCUAUAUACUUGCCGGUCUGAUACUGAAAUAUAACAAGGUUAAUAUUGCUGUUGCCCAACCGCGAAAUGCGGAGAAGGACAUGUCAGUUGGCAAAGAGAAGUUUGUCGCCCGGCCUCCAGGGGAUAGCCGCCAGGUAUCUAUCAAGCUUCAGAAGUAUUCUUUAGAUAUCCAAAAGCGUUCAUUUACUCAGCAUGGAUUCCGGUUGAAGACUCUUAGCAUUAUUAAACCUAUCACCACGGAGCUUGAACCUGGAAAAUUGAAUGUUAUUAUGGGGCCUUCCGGGAGCGGGAAGACGUCGCUUUUGUGCUCAAUCGCAAAUAGGUUGCAGGGCUCUGUAGGGACACGGUACUAUGUUGGUGGUGAUAUGCUAUAUAAUGGUGCUACCCCUUCGAGAGACGUCGUUAGAUCGGUCACUUCCUUUGUCACACAAGAUGAUGAUGCUUUGAUGCCGUCCUUGACUGUUCGCGAAUCACUGGAAUUUGCUGCUGGGUUACGACUACCCUCAUGGAUGUCAAAAGAGGAGAAGAACCAGCGAGCGGAGGCAAUCUUAUUAAAGAUGGGCUUGAAAGACUGUGCAAAUAAUUUAAUCGGAAGCGAUCUGAUCAAGGGUAUCAGUGGCGGUGAGAAGAGAAGGGUGUCUAUCGCUAUCCAAAUCCUUACGGAUCCAAAAAUUCUACUGCUUGACGAACCCACUUCGGGUUUGGAUGUCUUCACUGCCACAUCCAUUAUCGAGGUUUUGAACGGAUUAGCCGCCGAGGGAAGGACUCUCAUAUUAACGAUACACCAGUCAAGAUCUGAUAUCUUCCAAUAUUUCUCUAAUGUACUUCUAAUUGCAAGAGGUGGGUACCCUGUUUAUGCUGGUAGCGGGCCAAGCAUGCUCCCUCACUUUGAGUCGCUUGGGUAUGAAUGCCCUCAAACUACCAACCCAACAGAUUUUGCCCUUGAUUUAAUUACCGUGGACUUGCAGGCAAGUUCAAGAGAGGCUGCUACUCGUGCCAAAGUACAAAACUUGAUUGAAAAUUGGGAGAUCAAUCGUCACGAUGACGGAGCAGUCGCACCCAUAAUUGCGACACCUGCAGAGUUGGGUAGCCUAAAGAGGAAACCUACCGGAUUUCCUUCCAUGUUUGCAUUGGUCCUUCGGAGAUCAGCUAUCAACUUGAGGAGACAGCCAUAUCUUCUUCUUGCACGAACGAUGCAGGUAAUUGGCGUUGCAAUAAUUAUGGCUUUGUUUUUUGCGCCGUUGAAAGAUGAUUAUGAAGCUGUACAGUCGAGAAUGGGAGCUGUGCAACAGAUUACAGCCUUAUACUUUGUUGGUAUGAUUCUACCUCCGCAGAUCCAAAUUAUACCAGUACUGAUGUGUAUUGUAGGAAUGCUUCAAAAUAUAGCUAUCUAUCCCUAUGAGCGGGAUGUCUUCUACCGCGAGGAAAGCGAUGAUUGUUACUCCCCCGAAGCAUUCAUCUUACAGUACACGACACUGGAAGUUCCAUUCGAAAUCGUAUCGUCUCUUUUAUAUGGCAUUAUCUCUGCGUAUGCUAUCGGUGUAAAACGAACAGCAACAAUGCUAUUUGUCUCAUCAUUCAACGCUUUUUGUGUCACUAGUUGCGGCGAAUCACUUGGCAUUAUGUUCUGCACUUUGUUCUCGCAUGUUGGAUUUUCAGUCAACAUAACCUCGAUCGUUCUAUCGAUAGCAACCGUCCUAGGCGGUGUCAUGAGCCUUAACAUUCCUUCGGUUCUGCAGGCUAUUAACCAUCUUUCCCCGGUUAAAUACUCAAUAUCCAACCUGGCACCUUACUCCAUGAAUGGGCGCACGUUUACCUGCGCUGAUAAUCAACGUCUUCCAAACGGGCAUUGUCCAAUUGAGACUGGCAAACAGGUCCUGUUACUCUACAAUCUAGAUAAGGACCCGAAAAUCAACCUAAUGGCACUUGGCAUAUGUGUGAUUGGUUACAGGCUGGUUGCAUACGCAUUAAUUAAAGUUGUUCGAAGCCGCGCGGCUUGGGAGAACAUACGAGGCAGAUUUUCGAAGUCACAUAAGAGUACCAAAAGCCUCGCAGCGUGA